AUGUCCGCCCCCUCGAUUGCCAGCUACAUUGUCAAGCGCCCAUGGCUCAAGCGCUGGAUGACCCCCUUGGCCAAUUGGUACACUGAUGCCGCCGGCUACAGGAAGCUCGGACUGAAGUUCGACGACCUCAUCCCCGAGGAGAGCGAGACUGUCCAGAAGGCCAUCAAGCGUUUGCCUUCCAAGGAGGCUUACGACCGUGUCUUCCGCAUCCGCCGCGCAUUCCAGUGCUCCAUUUCCCACACUCUCCUUCCCCCCAACGAGCAGAUCAAGCCCCACGAGGACGUUGAGUACCUCAGCCCCAUCAUCCGCGAGAUCGAGAAGGAGAACAAGGAGCGUGAGGACCUCGACAACCUCGUCGUCCGCAAGUAA
Molecule: messenger RNA, 369 nt
Organism: Penicillium verhagenii
Lineage: Eukaryota; Fungi; Ascomycota; Eurotiomycetes; Eurotiales; Aspergillaceae
Product: ubiquinol--cytochrome-c reductase subunit 7
Exons: 4
Coding region: 1-369 (122 amino acids)
Biological process (GO): mitochondrial electron transport, ubiquinol to cytochrome c
Source: RefSeq, a predicted model, not a curated record